UUCAUAGCCGCAACUUACCAUUUCCUUCCUUGAUGACUUUUUUAUCAAUACCCAUUUCAGAUUAUGUUUCAAUCUCUUGAAUAGCUAAAAUCUAUAAAACAUAUACAAGUUAACGGUAUUUUGUAUAUCUAAUCCACUAAGGGCUUUUUCUUGUGCUUUUUGUACUACACUGAGUGUGCCUUAUACACAUUCUUCAGAGGACUUUUAGUUUUUAUUUAUAACAAAUUUCAGAUUAAUUUGUUAAAAGAAUUGCCGAGACCUCAUUUCCAGCACACCGGCGAAGUGUGGCCACGCCACGUGAUCGAAAGGGCGCGCCUGAAUCACCAAUCAUAAAUAUCUUAUAUAUCGUUGCAAUCCUCAUCCUUACGACGAUUUCCUUACCCAAUCAGGAAAAUGUGGUGAACUAUUACUUCACAAUUGCCUUUAUAUUGCCGAGCAACAUACCACAGCAAAUUGUAUCUGUCAUUUACAGACAUUGGUUUAGCAGCUGCAACAGGAGACAUGAAAGUCAAAUCAAACCUGCUCGAGUACUUGCACCUGGAUCGGUCGUUUAGUCUACUUACUGUCAAAAACACAAGGCUUGUCUUGGAAUAUUUUAAUUUUCUUGACGUCCACAAGAAAGGAAAACUGAAUGACAUUCAAUUUUAUCAAUUUCUACGCCAUGUAACGAAUCUGGACAAAAGACAAAUCUUCCUGGUUCUAGACAUGCUUGACCAACAAGCCACAGGGUACAUACGCUUCCAGGAAUUUUACUUACUGGUCUGCAUUCUCAUUGCAUUGAAAGAUCGCGUAGAAAAGCAAUUCAUAUUUCGCCACUCUAAACUUGUGUUUGAAAUAAUGGACGAAGAUGGGGGUGGGACAAUAUCCGCAGAUGAAUUUGGUCAAUAUGGUUUUCUGUUCAACCUUAAAGAUCAUUCGGUGCAAGACAUUUUCUUCGAGUUUGACGUUUCCGGAGACGAAGAACUUGACUACAAAGAAUUUAAAAUGUUCGCAAUGGCAUGUAUAGACAAACAAAAAGAACUAGACGAAAAGAAAAAAGAGCGAAUGUUAAAAGAUUUGGAUACGGUUCGAGAAGAUAUUGCGGCAGAUUUAGACUGA
Ciona intestinalis (vase tunicate) is the source of this 1098-nucleotide messenger RNA. Its product is annotated as EF-hand calcium-binding domain-containing protein 9-like. Gene Ontology annotation, molecular function: calcium ion sensor activity; calcium ion binding. The record is from RefSeq and is a predicted model, not a curated record. Gene Ontology annotation, cellular component: cytoplasm; sperm principal piece. Gene Ontology annotation, biological process: flagellated sperm motility. NCBI's taxonomy places the organism in Eukaryota, Metazoa, Chordata, Ascidiacea, Phlebobranchia, Cionidae.